Messenger RNA from Armigeres subalbatus, 17713 nucleotides. It is a transcript of the gene rno, whose product is annotated as PHD finger protein rhinoceros. Lineage: Eukaryota; Metazoa; Arthropoda; Insecta; Diptera; Culicidae. Gene Ontology annotation, biological process: regulation of transcription by RNA polymerase II. The coding region runs from base 1332 to 12320 and encodes 3662 amino acids. The transcript is spliced from 8 exons. The record is from RefSeq and is a predicted model, not a curated record.
UCACAAAACGUCGCUCGGGCAAUUUUUUUUUCGGUGCUGUGAAAUAUUCGACAGGAAAAAAACUCCCAAGGAGCCAUCAGUGUCGAGUAGUGAAGAAAAAUUUUACUGCAAGGUUUUUUCCACAACGAUGGAGUGAAUUCCCGUGAAAUUCGUCGAAAAAUAGUGCGAUUCGGCAGCGGAUUAAGUGCUUUCGCGGGUGGAGGGAGCAACAGCAUCAGCGAAUCGAUAGGUGAAAAUGAUCAUCGUCAUCGUCGCUAAAUUAAUAGUGAAGAUUGUUUUGUGAAGUAACAAUUUGGUGAUUGUGAAAGGAAAAUACGCUGCAGAGUGUGGAAAAAUUUUCAUGACGUAGUUUUGUCCCGAUAAAAAUCACUAAAAUGGUUUUCCUCGAAGCUGGAGUUGGCUAAUGAGAGUGACAGCAAAAUCGGGAAAUCCGAAUGGAAGAUCGUCGAGAAGGGUGGUGAAUAAUGUCAGAAAAAUUGUGUUUCCAAGCCAAAAGUGUUUCGAAUACCCCGAGUGGGAAUCAUUUUUUGACGAAAAAUAUCGAUUAGACCGAUGAGCAUCCAUCGGGAGUGGCGAAACAAAGUUGAAAAUCGUAUUUUACAAAUCUGAUGCGUUUCGGUUGGCGACGAAAAUCAAGAAAAAAGUAUUGGAAAAUUUCAGUGCUGAGGUACCUUUACUCACCGAGCGUGAGUGUCUACUUUGAAGCGACAGAUUGCGCUAGCGUGCAGCGUUUUGGUGUUUAUCUUGACUUAAUACAUAAACUGGAUUAUAACAACAGGUGGCAUCUGGUGGAGAGCGCAGGAACUGCACCCGUAAUGAUUAUCAGCGUUACGGCUGGUUUAUGAGCAAUGAUCAAAAUGUAUGAUAGGUCCAGGAAUACAAGGAUUUGCAUAGAUGUCACGCAUCAUCAACACCCCACUACGACAAGCAGCUACGACAGGAGUUUUGAGUUUCGCGGAGAUACAUAAAUCGAUUGAUUGUCGUCGUCGUCAUCGUCGAAGCUGGGGGAAGGAACGGGGAAUUAAAAACAUUGUCCAAUGUAACUACACUUAUCCACAUACAAUUAACAAUAUUUAAACACAAACAUUAUCCGUACAUACAUCAAGCAAGACAUACUACAUAAAGCUACCGAAUAACAAGUCGCCCUCACUAGUGAGUGCUCCACAAUUGAGGGACCGUUUUACAGGACGUGUCCCUAAAAAACUCUACUCUCGGAGACCUGUAGCAGAAGGUCCCCAACAAACCACCAACAACCUAUUUCUACUGUUCGAUCGUUCCAACUGCACCCUGCACGGUGGCAAACGACAACGACUGCUCGUCGUUGGCUAAGUAUGUCGCAGAAGGGCCAGAAACGAUCGAAUCGUGCCGAAAAUGAUGGACCACCACCAACCAAGAAGCGCAAGGGUGGCCGCCCCGCGGUCUCGUCAAUGGAGGAGGACAACUCACUCACGUCGAACACCGGUGGUCCGACGACGCCGACCAAGAACUGGCAACCGCGGGCGGUUAUCGACAUCAAAAUGUCCAGUAUUUACAACCGUACUGCACCGGAAGCACCGGCUGAACUGUUUAGAAAAGAUCUUAUCAGUGCCAUGAAGCUGCCUGACUCGGAACCACUUGCCGCCGAUGAGUACUGGGUCAUCAAUGAUCAGUGGAAGCAGGAAUGGGAACGUGGUGUGCAAGUCCCAGUAAAUCCGGACUCGUUACCCGAACCCUCCGUAUCUAUCAUCCAAGAGAACUUCUACAAGAAACGACAGGACUUCAAACUUCCCAAAAAGAAGUACAUACGGAUCACCAAGGAUGAAUCAUUUUCCCACGAUCAACAUUACUUAUCGAACACGCCAGCUAUCUCGGAGCAGGUGUGUUACUACGACCUCGACCAGUGCGACCAGGCCUGGUUGAAGGUCUUCAACGGAGAACGGAAUCUAACCGGACUGGUGCCAGUGACUGAUGAGCAAUUCGAAAGGGUCGUUGAAGAACUUGAAGUUCGAUGUUGGGAUAAAAUCCAGGCAAUCAUGAAAAGCGAAGAAGGUCUUGGCAUCGAGUACGAUGAAAACGUUAUCUGCGACGUGUGCCGUUCGCCGGACUCGGAGGAAGCUAACGAGAUGGUGUUCUGUGAUAAUUGCAAUAUUUGCGUACAUCAGGCCUGCUACGGUAUAACGAAUAUCCCCUCUGGCCAGUGGAUGUGUCGGACGUGUUCCAUGGGCCAGAAGCCGGACUGUGUACUAUGUCCGAAUAAGGGUGGCGCCAUGAAGUCGACUCGAUCCGGGCAAAAGUGGGCCCAUGUGUCCUGUGCUCUGUGGAUACCGGAGGUUAGCAUUGGUUCCGUGGACCGGAUGGAACCUAUUACGAAAAUUUCCAGCAUCCCGGCGAGUCGGUGGGCCCUGAUAUGCGUUCUCUGUCGAGAACGUGUGGGAGCAUGCAUCCAGUGUUCGGUGAAGACUUGCAAGACGGCGUAUCACGUAACGUGCGCCUUCCAGCACGGUCUAGAGAUGCGUGCUAUCAUCGAGGACGAGAACGCAGAGGACGGCGUGAAGUUACGAUCGUACUGUCAGAAGCACGGUGUGCACAAAGGUAAACGCGAUAAUAAAAAUUCCAACAAUAACGCGGGUUCCGGUAGCGAGGAUGAGUCGAGCAGCGUCGGGGAGGUAAAACGUAAGAAGCGUAAGGACAUGACAUCGGAGGAACGAAAUCAGGCUAGGGCUCAACGCAUGCAAGAGAUCGAAGCCGAGUUCGAUAAGCAUGUCAGUGUUAAAGAUAUUAGUUGUCAUUUGUUAGAUGUUGAUCAGGAAGCUAUUCAUUACAUUUAUAACUACUGGAUUCUGAAGCGUAAGUCUGGCCAUAAUCGUCCACUCUUGCCUCCCAAAUCAGACGAUGUAGACAUGGUUGCCCAGAAUAAGGAGCAGGCAGACGAUCUGGAGAAAAUGAAAAUGUUUGUUCACCUACGGCAAGAUCUCGAACGGGUCCGUAACCUGUGCUACAUGGUAAGCAGGCGAGAGAAGUUGUCCAGGUCUUUCUUCCGUAUGCGAGAACAAACGUUUCAUAAACAGAUUGCCGCUCUCAAUCGGGGGCCCAACGACCAGAAACCUUUAGACGAAUCUACGAUCGAUGUUAUCAUGCAAGCCAACCACGGUCCUACGAUAUAUGAUAGACUAUAUUCAAGUGAUUCCGUUAGUAAUAGGGCAGUAAUGAGUUUAGAAGAUAUGUUAGAACGAAUAAAUGGUGUACAUAGUAGUAUCGGUUCUGGAAGCAGCAGUAAGAUAAAUAACCGUAAACAGCAGCAACAGCAAAAUGAGAAAACAAAGGAGGGAAGUGUGGGAACUGGCGGUAAGAAGCCUAUUGAUGUAAAUGGUAUGAAUAAAGGUACUUCUCAACGAUCAGCGGCUAAUAAGCAAGAUAAUCCCUACAAACGGACCUACAUCAACGGUGCAGCACGGCGCAGUGUUAGUGAUAUAUCUAGUGAAAGUGACAACCAUUCUCGGCGCAAUUUGAGUACUAGUGCAAGUUCGGCCGAGGAGGAAGAUGUCAAGAAGGGUUCACCACCAACGUCGAAGAAGAAGGCACGUCAAACCAAGGCAGCUGACAGGAAACGAAGAAAAGUUAGUUCAUCGGCCGAGAAACCCCGCCCGAAUUCGAUAGAAAGCUCCAGCGAAGAUGAAGCUAAUGAACGGCUCAAGGCACCAGCUAUUGCUGCGUCGGAAGGGCAACCACCCAACAAAGGAAACCAAUCUCGAAAUCAGUCUCUCCGUCAAAUGGAACGUGAGCUGGUUAAUGACAGUAUGCAUUUGUCCGAUUCUAACGACAGUGAUGAAAUUGUUCCAAUAGUAUCUCGAACGGGUCGUCAAACGGUCGGAUCAACUACAUACGCGAACAAUAAAAUGUCCAACAUCUACUCUGACUCGGAUAGCACCGAUAAGGAUAAGACUGAUAACACGGCAAGCGACUCGCAGCAGCAUCCGUUCCGUACCAAAGCAGCAAUGAAAGAAUUCAACCUGGCAGAAGCUGAUCGGCUUAAACAAAAAUCCGUGUCACCAGCCAAGUCGACGAAAACUGCGGCUACGGUGGUAACGCCGAUUACAGCUCACGCAUCCGUGGCUCCUCCCACAAAGGCUGAAACCAAGAAACUGGUUGAAGAACCAGCUGCUACAAUGGCAACCUGCGGCAGCAGUACAAGCAGUGGUUACGCCUCCUCAAAUAAACCUGUCAAGGAACCCACUACUGCUGGCAGUGGGAGAAAGAAGCAAGAAAAAGAUACUGCCACUAGCAAACAGCAGAGCAAACGAGAAUUCAUGGCUGAUUUUCUUGUUGUGCCUCAACGUGAGGCUGCCAAGAAAGCCUCCGAGAAUUUGAUGAAAACAAACGUUGUUCUACCAGUGCAAUCAACCUCGCAGACCCAACCGGCCAGCGUUAGUCAACCACCAGCAGCAACUAAUAGUAGCAGUAGUAGGAAAGAUAUGAAAGAAGCUCGAGAACCUGCAAUUAUUAGUAGCGGCAGCAGCAGUAGUAGUUCAAGCAGCAGUAGUAGCAGCAGCAGUGGAGGAAGUACUAGUUCUGUGGCAAGCAAUAGCAGUAGCAGCAGCAGCAGUAGUAGUAGUAGCAGUAGCAGCGGUAUCAGCACCGGAAGUGGAACAAAAGAUACUGAAACGAAGCCUCCGGUUAAAGCUGGCAAAGAAAGCAUAUCUGAUGCACCUCAGAAAGCGGCGGCAGCUGCGAAACGAAGCAAUAGCAAAGCUGCGAAACAAACACAACCCCCAGCGGAAAUAACACCCAACCUUCUGCCCGAUAAAGAUCGGCCAGUUGAAAAAGAUAGCAGGCGAGAAAAGUUGCCCGCCAGGGAACGUGCUGUGCCGAAAGAAUCCGAUGAACCCGAAAAGGAUAAAGAUUCUGCUGAAAAGCUUCGAGAAAGCUCAAAAGAAGCGUCACUGUUGGAAAUGUUGGCGUAUGUGCCGCAGCGGCAAGCAGCAAAAAAGGCCGCCGAGCAUAUCAAAAGCGGCAUGGGCAAACCAGCCGAAGGGAAUGCCACCCAACCGCAAGUUGCACCACCUGUUACCGCAGAAGAACGUCCAACCAAAGCGGCAACCAAAGCACCCGUAUCGACAAUGGCAAGUCGGAAGGAAGAAAAGAAAUUGGCCACUCCUUCCAGCAGCUCCAGUUCGGAGACCAGUUCGUCUUCGUGUUCGAGUUCGAGCAGCUCAGGUUCGGAUAGCGAUGAAGAGGAGGAAGAACCAGGCAGCAAAAAGACAUCGGCAGCCGCAGUGCCAACCAAGGCCGCUGCAAAAGGUGCGCCGGCGUCUCUGGCAGGAAAAACCAGUGCAGCCGCAAAGAAGACAGAUCGGCAGAUGCCCUUUCUUGACAAGAGUAAAUCUUCCGAGUCUGGUUCCAGUUCUUCCUCGUCUGAUAGCGACUCCGACUCCAGUAGCAGUCAAAGUGAUGACUCGACGCGAUUACAAGCAAAAGACAGCCGAAGAAAAUCAGUAUCAACAAAGCGAGAAGCUAGUCCUAAGAAACAAGUCGGUCGAAAGGAACUCGAGUCCGGAAAGAAAGGCGCACCUGCUGUCAUCGUUCCUGCAGGAGCAACGACGACACCAACAAGCAAGUCGGCCGCAACCACACGUGCAAAUGAUAAGGCUUCAGCAGCCACUAAAAGAGAACAAUCACCAUCAUCACUUGCGACCAAAUCUGCAGCUUCCGCAACAGCCAAACAACAGCAGAGCAAGGCCGUACCCGUACCAGUCGAACCUCAGUCGUCAAAUAGCAGCAGUUCUACGACCACAAAGUCUACCAUACCCGCAAAGGAUAAAGUGUCUAACGAUCGCUCCCGAGCUUCUGACCUGCUCAAAUCGGGAGAUCAUCCUAAGGGUACCGCUGGUGGCAAAAUGAUCCCAAACCGGCGGAACUCCUGUCUCAUCACGCCGAACGAGAUCAAGCCACCACCACCAGCAGUAGAAGCAAGCGGCAGCAAACUGGCGACCAUCCGUGGUCGAAGAAAAUCUGUUUUCGUAGACUUCGAGUGGGAAAAGAAAGAAAAAGAAAGACUGGCAGCUGAGGCCGAAAAGAUGGUCAAAGAGGCACAGCAGAAGAGGAAGGCGGAGAAAGCUGCGGCUGAAAAGGCAGCAGAAGAGAAGCGGUUAGCAGCAGCGAAAGCAGCAGAAGAGAAACGCCUAGCUAUUGAAAAAGCAGCAGAACAGAAAAGAUUAGCGGCAGAGGAAAAACGAUUGGCAGAAGAGAAGCGUCUGGCAGCCGCGAAAGCAGCAGAAGAAAAGCGAUUGGCCGAAGAGCGGCGGUUAGCCGAAGAAAAGCGAUUGGCAGAAGAGAGGCGGUUAGCCGAAGAAAAGCGAUUGGCUGAAGAGAGACGGUUAGCCGAAGAAAAACGUCUGGCAGAGGAGGAGAAGCGGUUAGCCGAGGAAAAGCGUUUGGCCGAAGAAAAACGAUUAGCCGAGGAAAAGCGGUUGGCCGAGGAAAAACGUUUGGCAGAGGAAAAACGGUUGGCCGAAGAAAAGCGAAUAGCUGAAGAAAGGCGGCUGGCGGAAGAAACGAGGUUGGCCGAAGAAAGGCGGUUAGCUGAAGAAAGGCGGUUAGCUGAAGAGAGGCGGUUAGCUGAAGAGAGGCGACUGGCUGAAGAGAGGCGGUUGGCUGAAGAAAAGCGAUUGGCUGAAGAAAGACGCUUAGCUGAAGAAGAAAGGCGGUUAGCAGAAGAAAAGCGAUUGGCGGAGGAAAUUCGAUUGGCAGAGGAAAAACGAAUUGCAUCCAUAAAGGCGGCCGAAGAGAAACGAUUAGCUGCCGAAAGGGCUAUGGAAGAAAAGCGGUUAGCAGCUGAGAAGGUAGCAGAAGAGAAGCGAUUGGCCGCAGCACGGAAAGUCGCCGAAAUAGAAGCCGAAGAGAGGAGGAUAGUUGCCGAGAAGGCUGCGCUUAUUGAAAGGGUAAUGUCGGAGGAACUUAAGGUUGGUGGAAGGCAUAGAUCUAGUCGGAAAGAAGCCCAAGCGGCGGCAUUAGUCGAAUCUGAUAAACGAAGACGGGACAGAAGUGGGAGUCAGGGUAGGCCUGCUUCAAGUAUUGCUGCUCGUAAGGAGAAGGAAGAUAUAAUACUCAUAGAUGAUUCGUCGUCCCGAAGCAGUAGUGACAAGAAGGAGGCUGACUCUAGUAGAAUAGAUGAAAGGUAUGCUGCAUCAGUAGAAGUUGCAUCUAUUAGAGAUGGGAAAAGCGAUAAAUACUCAAAGAGUUCUAUUAUUAGUGAUGCAAAUGAAUUUGUUCCAAAAGAAGAUGCUUUAUCUAGUAGAAAUGAUAUUAUCGAACCAGUCGGAAAAACCAAAACUGAAAAGAAACUGGCGAAACUGAAGCAAGAAGAGCAUCAACAGAUAGAAAAAGCGAAGCAGAAGUCUAAGGAUCGGCUGGCCGAUGAUAAAAAAGACAUCGAGAUUAUUUCGCUGGUUGAUGACUCGCGAUCCAACGAUGGCCGAGAUGUGGUUAUUGUGGAAGAUGGUUCAAAUGACACUCCCAAGGUCGAAAAGACCGAAGAUGUAAUUAAGAAGGUUAAGAAUGCUUUGGUUGAACCGUCGUUAAUAUCCUCAGAUGUUCAUGCGAUUCCAGUAAACAUGGCCGAAUCCGUCGACGACAAAAAACAGUUUGAACUUGAAUCUUUGGCGAUGGCCGUCGUACCGCAGAAGACAACUGCUGUUCCGACUACGAGUGCAUCGUUCCAACAACCUUCCAACAUGGAAAACAUUCCAACAACCGCCAACAGUAUGAGCAACGUUAUGAACAAUUUCAAUAAUAGUAGUAGUAGUAGUAAUACCAAUAGCAAUAAUUCAGCGGCUAACAAAGAUGCUGGAUUGAACACAACCGGAGGAGGUUUGUGUGCGUCGAUAUUCGACUUGCUGUCGUUGCCACAGGAGGGAGAAUCGGUGACAGACGACACGUUCGGUUUGAAUCCGCCUUUGAACUUCCCAUUCAUGGAGGAUUGUAAGGAAGAUACUCAGCGAGAAACGUUGAAUUUGGUGGAGAAGUUGCGACAGAAGUACAAGAAAGGAUCGAGCAGUGGACAGGAGGGCAAACAUGAUGAUAUCAAAGAUACACGUUCUGAUAUCAUCUCCCUGGACGAUGAUGCCAAACUGUUCGAGACAGGCAACCAACACGCUGGACUCGACUUCAACACAACCGGUAAGGACAUUCCUGCCAUUGCCCAAGCGCUUGAAAAGAGUAAAUCGUUGUCUAACAAUGACAUGGAGUACUUCAACAAGUUCAACACUAGCGACGAUGUGGAGAGUUCGUUGCAUCACAAUAAGAAGAAUCUUAAGGACGAUCAUCUGGAUCAUCUCACAAGCAGACCGUCCGACGAAAGGUGGGUACCACCUUCAAUGUUGCAAGAUCACAACCAACAGCAGCAACCGGCGUCCACUACUAUGAAUGAUAAUCGCUCAAUGUUACAUCAGCAGCAGCAACAGCCACCUCCGAGUUGCAUGGAAGCGGCGGCGGCUUUGCUCAACAAUCAAUCUUCUACCGGAAAUCCGAAGCAACCAUCACACCUAGGUUCACAAAUUUCCGGUCUCUUCGAUGCUAUGGUGCAACAGCAGUCUAAUCAUCACCAGCACUCGCAUCUAGACGACAUAAAUCAGCUACAAGGGCUUGAUUUCAUGCAGACUAUCAAAAGUGUUGCGAAUCAAAACGAAGCUACCUCACUACUAUUCGAGAAUCUUCAGCAACAAGCCCAGCAGCAGCAGCAUCCGCAGCGUCGAUGGAAUGACAUGGUGCCGAAUCAGAAAAAGCAUGAAUGUUCCGUUAUGCAGGAAAAAGAGAAUAUGCUUCUCAAACAACAACAGCAGCAGCAUCACGAUUUAAAUGCUAACAAUCAUCGAAAUAAGCUCAACGAUCUCAACAAUUUCAUGGACAUACAGAAUCAACUCUCACAAGCUCAACCUCAACAACAACAGCAACAACAACCACCAAACAAUGCCAUCAAUCCGUUGGAGCAGUUCAACUUUAACGAAACCUCACAGUAUCCCGGUGCGGUGGCGCUGUUUCCUCCGGCCAAUGUACAAGUUCCUUUUCCGUCUCCCGGGACGGCCAUGUUCCCACCAAACUAUGCUUCCAACUUCCAAUCCGGGAAACAACAGCAACAACCUCAUCAUCCUAUGUUGCCAACGGCGGCUGCUGGCGGCCAACCACAACAGCAGCAACAACAACAGUCCCAAAACGCUCCUCAACAGACCCAACAAUCGCAAUCAGUGCUUGGUGGUGGUGGAAAACCAGAUGAAAUGGUUGUUCCGAACAGUUUAUGUGGCGCCACCUUCACCUCAACUUCGCACAAUAUCGCACUAACGGAGGCAAUCGUAUCGCCACCAACGCCUCAGCAGAAACAACCCAUGACGCCCCAGAUGGCAGCAGCGUCUCCACUGGCGAACAUGGUUUCCCCUGCCAACCAACAGCAGCCAACUCCCGAGCACAAUUUCAUGAUGAACCAUUCGCCUGGCAUGAUGGGACCACAUACACCGCAGAUGCAACAACAACGAACGCCUCAACAAGAGAGCGCCGGUAUUCUGCAAUCUUUGGACCAAAACAGUGCUUCUAAAAAAUCUCCAACCAAAUCAUCUCGUUCUUCCUCGCGGUUACAGCAGAAUCAAAGUCACGAAGCAUCGGCGAUAGGCCAUAUGAAGUCACCGGCCAACAUUAGUCCUGGAAAAAGCCCAAAAACUCUCGAUUCGAAGCAUCAGCAGCAGCAGCAUAGCCAACAAUCACAACCGACUUCGGUAGUAAGUGGAAAGGGUACUGGUAAGAAUGAAGGUGGUGCUAAACGUGGCCCUCGCGGACCUAGAACAAACAGUCAAAGUCAACGAGGUGGUGCAGCCAGUAAAGGCAAAAAUGGUCGGCAGUCCAGAGGCGGUCGACAGCAAAUCAGCUUUAUCCCACAGCUGCCCCAUAAUGAUUACGACUUCAUGGGAGGUACGAUCCACAACAAGCUUAUUGGUACUGUCUACGAUCCGGACUUUGAUGACGAUCUCACUGGCAAUAGCAUGGAGAAGUUGCGGGAUAUGCGCGACAGGCGACGUUCGAUUGAUUGCCGCAUGCCGGAUUCUUUCCGGACAUCUCGUGAACCAUCUAAAUCGCCCAAAUUCCCAAGUCUGAAUCUGUAUUCAUCGCAGAAUAAUGCUCUUGCUGGUACAAAACAGAGCAGAUCUUCUUACACGCCAACUUCCUUGCAGUCAAGUUUAGGUUCUGGAAUGGUCACUGGAACAGACAUCAGUGUGUCACAGCCAAGUGUCUCUACGAGAUUGCAAGAUAUGGUGCAAACCGUACUACCCGGACCAGUCGAUAUGCGAACGUACAACAGUGGUUUCGACUCAUCCGCUAAUACAGACGCGUUCAACAAUCAUUUACUUGGAGCGUUCGCCAGCGGUACGGCUGAUCAAACGUUGGUCGAUAUUGAUGAAGAUAUGGAAAACGAGCUGCAAUCAGCGCUAAAAGCUAGUAACAACAAAGUAGACAAAACACCAGCUUCAUUAUCGGCUGCGUUAUCAGCGGUAUCGACGGAUUCUUCAAGCACGACGACAACCCUAACUAACUCGGCUGCAUCCGCUGCGGCAGUGGUAUUGACUGUGGGAUCCACUUUGCUAGAACCAGUUGAACAGCCUCAAGAAGAAACAAACGAUUCAGACAGCAUCAUAACCAAAGUGUCACUAUUCGACUCCAGGAGCAUCAUGAAGUUGAAGAUCAAGGGACCGCUAGCACAACUAGAUAAUAGUUCAUCGUCAUCUACGGCUACGCUUCAGCAGUCCAGCGUGAUGGAUCCUAGUUUGACCGCACCCAUCAUGUCGACGCCGAUGGCCGGUGCUGGUUCAUCCAAUCUAAGACGAAUGCGAAAGAAGGAAUUGCUUCGUCAGUACUGGAAUCAGGACAUGAAUCAUGACGACCAAACCGGUCUGCAAGUGGUAGACCAAAUUCCGACCAUGUCUAUUGCUUCAACCAGGACUGUUGGCAUACCGAAGGCAGUAGACUCUUUGAGUACAAUUCCCACUAAAGACGAUUACAAGGAUUAUGGCGGAGUCGACUUCAAAAAGCGAAAGAAGCUAUCGUCCAAUAUGUCACGAGAACUGCGUGGUAUCGGACCUACGGAACACGAAAUUCUCGAGAGGCGAAGAAGCGUUGGAUCGACGGGAAGCAACGGUUCGAAUAGUAAUCUGGCGGCGGACGUUUCACCGGUAGUGAAACGAAGAUCCAGGCCCAACCGAACAACUACAGUCACAGCUGUAAAUCAGCCGCAGGCGGCUCCAAAACUCAAAAUCAAAUUCGGUUCGGACGUGGUGGAAGCUUCAGGAUCAAAUAACGAUCGCCGACGUCCGCCCAAAAAGAGACUGGCAAUCGCGAUAGCCAUGCCCACUUUAGAAGAUCUCCGGCGUGACGCUAUGAUGUUUGCUGAGCAAAUGAGGUUCGACGACGAAGAGGGUCGAAAGUCCAAGAAGCACAAAAACAAAGACAAAGAGCGUGAUCGAGAGCACAAAAAGCGCAAAAAGGAAAAGAAGCACAAGAAGGAAAAGGGCGAAAAAGUGGAGAAAGUGGAAAUAAUAAAUAAGUCGGACGAUGCCACACGGAUUGUGAUAAGGCUUGGGAAGAAACCGCAAGUGCCAGAUGAAGUGAUGAAUGCUCCUUUGCUAGGGCAUGGACUCAACUCUCCGGAGGUGGAUCCGCUAGCGUUAGAUCAUAUGGAGCUUGAUAACUCCAACGAUAACAGCAAUAGCAGCGGUGGAAGCAGCAAACCACCACCAAUCACCCCAAUCCGGUUGAAAAUCGCUCGCAAUUCUGCCGGCGGAGGAUACGUAAUGUCUUCGAAGAACAAGGACAACGUUAAGGCAAUGCAUUCGUCGGUUGUACCAACAUGCGAGGAAACAAAAACCCUCAACAUCGUCCUUCCGAAGUUGGACCUUCCACUGAACAAAGAAAUGAUCGACUUAACGGCUGUCCCAAGUGCGGACAAACCGAAUUCAGACACAAUCUCCACCCCUCCCGAAGAUCAACCCUUGCUCGGAUCGGUUGCUUCCGUUGAUCCCACACCAUCCGAGGCGGCUGCCAGUCUUUGCAAGGAGAGUCAUCCUACGUCCGAUCUAGGUUCAAUGGCUCCGUCAUAUUCCUCUUCCACAUCCACAACUGCCACGUCUUUCAACAGUCUUGCUAGUAAGAGUGCAGCCGGGGGUGCGUUCAAUGCAUUCGGGUCGUCAACCCUGGAAGCGCGACCACAGACAAAACCAUCAGAACAGCCGCAGCAAGAACAGCAAGCGCAACAACCGCAUAGCGAACUCAAUGCCGCCGGUGGAAAGGACUGUGAAGUCAGAUGACGUUUUGUGUAAAUAGUCGUGUAAAUGUUUCAUUGUUGUGCGCGUCAUCAGUCACCACCAGUCGAAGAAUUGUGCAUAUUGUUUUUUUUUUGUUUGUCUUCAAAGCUUCCUGUUGGUACUAUACAUAUAUAUAUAUUUUUGAGAAUAUUUUGUUUUACCGUAUUAAUCGUGUGUAGGGUCUUCAAAAGAGACGUCCUGGCGACAAAUGGCUUAACAGAUAUUGUGAGAACAAGGGAAAUAUUUUCCCGCUCACUUUAAAGUGUAUUUUCAUAGCUUUUCGAACACUCAACUACUUCCUGUUUUCUGUGAGAGUGAGAGGUGAUCAUGGUACAUAAAGUUUAUUCUGUUUAGAAGUUUAUUAUUUUUAUAGAUUAUAAAAGAAACCAUUUGUUCAAAUGCAAAUAUACAACUUACCCGUUAAGAACUACAGCUAAGUUAUACACUCAUUCUUUUCUACCGAUACUACGUUGGAUAAGUUCAUGUUUUCGGACACUUUAAGAUCAAAAGUAUGCUUUCGGUUUCAUAUAGGAUCACAGAUUAUAAAACGAGCCCAACCAUAAAAUUCUACGAGUGCCGAAACAACCGAGAUUAAUAGAGCGGAGUGCAUAAUAGUUGAGUUACAGGUAGAACGAAUUGUGUAUGUUUAUCCUGUUGCUUUGGGUUUGUCAAACUGUGGGUAAUAUUUGCUUUUAAUUUCUUUACAACAACGGACUCAUACUUUUUUGUUCAUUUGAUGUUGUGACUUGGAUCUAUCUGGUAUUCGAUACUGGUUCUUUCAGUAGAAGGAAAUAGUUCAAAAGGUCAGGAACCAACAAUUUUUUUGAUAUUUUGAAUUUUUAAAUUUUUAAAUAAUUUGCAUGGAACGGAAAAUUUUGAAAAACAUUUGGUAUAAGACCGUUUGGCAUAAUGAGUUAAAUGUUUAAGGGCUAUUUGGCAUAAUGUAUUGGGCAUUUAAGGCCAUUUGGCAUAAUCGUUAGAAAGAUGCGUCAAAUACAGUGGGCCAUUUGACACAGCGACUAUUUGAUAUAAUGUCCACAACAAAAAACAUAUGCCUGUGAAUAUGAUUCCAUCUUUAGAAUAUGUAUUUUCGUGGUAUAAAUCAAAGGAGAAGAUGUCCCCUUCUUUAAAAGUAUUCAUUUGCCCGUAACAAGGCAAAUAAUGAAUCCUUCUAAAGUACACAUUUAGCUAGAAUAAGGCAGAAGAGUAAAUCAUACCUUCUCCAAAAGUACGCUUUUGCCCGGAAUUAAGCUAAAGAAUAGAUGACCCCUUCUUCAAAAGUACGCAUUUGCCCGGAAUAAUGCAGAGAAGUAGAUUACAUCUUCUUUAAAAGUACGCAUUUGCUGGGAAUAAGGCAGAGGAGUAGAUGACCCGUUCUUCAAAAGUACGUAUUUUCCAGGAAUAAGAUAAAGGAGUAGAUGAUUCCUUCUUUAAAUGUAUUCAUUUGUCCGGAAUUAAGCGAAGAAUAUAUGAUUCCUUUUUUUGAAGCGGGCCUUUGACCGCAAUAAGGUACCGGUGUAAAUGAUGUUUUUUUUAAAAAUAAGUUUUUUCCUGGAAAAAGGCAGAAGAGUAAAUGACAUCUUCUUCAAAAAUAUGCAUUUGUCCAAAAUAAGUAAAAGCGUAUAUUAUUCCUUUUCUACAAGUACGUGUGCUUUUAAUAAUACUAAUAAACGAAUUAUUCCAUCUUUUAAGGCUCAAGGAAAGUUGGGCAAAGAUAACAGCUUUCUGAAUGAACCCGCGGUGUGUCGUCUGUCUCUUUCCGUCCAUUUGGAAAGUUGUGAUUGUGUUAGUGCAACACCGGGCAAUAUCACAAACACUCAUUCAAAAAAUACUGAUUUAUGUAGUGGCAUGUUUCCAACCUUCAUUCCCCCUUAAAGCACACAUUUUUCCCGUAUAAAGGGAAAGAUUGAAUAAACUCAUUCUUCAAUCGCGCGCAUUUGCAUGGCUUAACAUGGCAAAACAUGACUAACAAAAACACGCAUUUGUCAGAAAUAAUUCUUCAUUUAAAUCAAAAAUUUGCCGAAAUUUAGGCGAAAGAGUAAGUUACUCCUUAAAACCACGCAUGUGCCCAGAAUAGGACGAAAACAGAAAUUACUCUUGUGAAGCACGUGGAGAUUUUAUAAUUCAUUUAAUUUUUAUGCGUUAUGCCAAAUGGCUCCUGGCUGCUCAGCUCGUUAAUGCCAAAUGGCAUUAUGCCGAAAUAUAGCCUUAUACAAAAUUUGAGCUCAAUCGGUCAUGCUUUAUAUAAGACCCAUGAUUAAAGUAGGUAUUUAGGUAACCAGAUAAAUUUCCUGCCAGCACGCACGAAACAAGAACAACAUGGAGUUGCCCUUUUUGAAUAUAUUUAGAAACCGCGCUGAAGGAAAACUUAUUCGUCUUGAAAGGUUUAUUUUAUUAACUCUGAAAGAUUUUUUUUUGUUUUAUGAAAUGAGGCAACCUGUACCUACUUGAAGUCAUUUCAACUAACCCGAGAUUUUUUGUCUUCAAAAAAAAAACUACUUUAACCUAUUUCAAGUUGCUUUUCUCACGCACUUGAGACAAAUCGGAUAUUUGGGUAAAAUUUCACUGAUUUAGCAGCAGUAGAACUGAACAGUAAGUAAUUUAACGCAUAUUCGUUGAUUUAGAGCAAUGAUCUGUUAGACAAAGUUUUGGUAUCCGUUACGUGUUAUGGGAUCCAAAGUGUUAGGUGUUAAUAAAAAUCUAGAAUUGUAAAUAACUUUUGAAAAAGGUUAUUGGGAAAUUAGUCCCAUGAAAUUCGAAUUAUCGAAAAAUAAGGAUUCGGUUUUGCUUAUGCUACAAUCGUUGGCAACAUUAAUUAGCUUUGUCAGUGAGCGAAACAUGAAGAUAGAACCUCAGAUCAUUUUUUUUACUGGAAAACGGCGGACAUUUUUUUUGUCUUGUUUUUAAUGUUAAACAGGGAGGCUUUUUAUUUUGAUUAAUUUUGAUUUCUAUCAAUAUGAUGAUAGAUUCUUGAACUACUUACAAAUAUGCUAAAUUUUGUUUUGUUUCUUUCAUUACCAUGCGUAUGUUUAAUCUAGAAGGAAAAAUUUCGAUAAUGUGAAACAGAAGAAAUAUGCUCCAAUGGAGCUUGAAGUAUGAAAUGCGCGACAGAAAUCCUUUUGUUGUGUUUUGCACAGGACAAAGAGUAUGAUUUUUUGAUUAUUUAAGUCAUCAAUAUUGUUCGAUAUCCGCUCUGAUUAAAAUCGACAAGCCAAGCACAAGUUCUAACAAAGUACGUAGAUCCAUAGUAGGGUCUCUUUUUUCUUUUUUGCCAAUAAGUUUGUACAGCGAAGGUUAUAAAGCCAGCCUAACAAGCCUCCCGUUUGGAUUAACGACCUAUGUAAAAAGUUAAGCUUUGCUUGUGUGAUGAUCGACUAGACUAGUAUAGAUAUCGGAUCGAGCAAUUUGUGUUUAAGAAAAUCGAAUUAAUUAACUUCUGUCCUGCUUGAAACACAAUAGAAUGAUUACUGAUCCUGGAUUUCAUCCACCAUUUCAUACAACUACGUACUAUGUGAAGUUGAGUUAUGUAAAGGUCGAAGGGCUGGAUUUUAAAAUAGUCCGAAAACAUGAAAUUGUCUGGUGCACAACACCCAAGCUGUAAAUAGUCGAUCAGGCAAGUUUUAAUUGUAGCAUAACUGCAAAAAAUAUUUAAGCCUCAACAAUAGGAGUAGCAAACUUUGAAAGGUUAAUAAAACAAAAAUUAGUUAAACAAAUAACAAUAUACCUUAUAAAAAUUUAAAGAAACAAAAAAAAAAGAAAAAAAAUCAAAAAUGAACAUAAAAACAGGAAUGCAAAACAAAAAAAAACACAUUGACAACAAUAAAUAAAAAGCCGUUUCAUUUUUUUUACACAACAACCAAGCAGAACAAUCUUGUUUAAAACUUGUUGAAAACUUGAGGGACGUCAUGUCCAAAACUACCCAAGGAAAGUGCAUCAAAUAUAUAGGUGAAAGGAAAGUAGUAUAGCAAAAAAAGAACAAAAACUAGAAUUGAACGAUAAAUAGGAACAAAUGUAAAAAAAGCAAAAAACAGAUAAAGAAAAAAUGUGUAUGAAUAACCAAUCGAUCUCGAAUGAAGACGUUGCCGUUUAACUAAUGAUACGCGGGUGUUUGUAAAAGUGUGUGUUUGCAAUGUAUGCAUGAGUAGUGGUGCUCCAGUUGAGCGUGUUAUGUAAGUAUAGGUGUGAAAAACAACAACAAAAGAAACACAAAAAACAAUGAGAUUGUACUUGACUUCCUCCCAUCACACAUGCACUGUAAAUAGUUUCCACAAAAAAAAGUAAUACUUAAGAGGGCGCUAGUAGCGAAUCCGACCUCCGGUGUACCGCCCCUCCCCCUCACCACCCCUCUCCACUUCUGCAGACUAAGGUUGGGAAUCCACUGUGUAAAUAUACCAUCGAUUAAAAGAGGGUGUAAAGCUGCUAUAGUUUGUAAGGAACUUGUUUUUAUAUACAUGUGAAACAGAAGAUACGCGAGGCGGGAAUUCAUUCAUCAGUUGAAUGUUUGAAUGAUGUGUACAGUUUAGUAGCGAAAGGAAUGAGAAGAGAUAGGGGUGUACAAAUUACCCGAAAACAGUAGCUAAAAUGAAUUAUGAGAAGGAAUCCUCUUGUAAUACAAUUAUAUGGAGUAUACAUAAAAAAUUGUGACAAUGAAGCUAGCGAAUGGAAGUAGAUACUUUUAGUUGCUAUUAGUAUUAAUUUUUGUGUCGUACCGAUUACUAUUUUUCGUGUCCAAUAAGCUAUUUAAUUUAUUUAUGAAAAAUCCCCUCCUUUGCAUAUAGGGUUAGGUAUGUAAACACUGGAAACAGCUAUGUAAUUGAUAGUUGUGGUUUGGAAAGAACCACUUAAGCAAAGGUUCUCCUUUCAAAAAAAGGAGAAACCACCAAGUUGACUAUUUUAAAGAGUACAGCGACGACAAAAUGAAUCGUAACUAUAUAUGUAUUAUAUAACUCUAAAUAACAGGAACACGUUUAGAUGAUAAUGAUGUCGCAAGGCAUGUUGAUGAAACAGUAGAUGAAUUAAGAAAUACCACGAUUUAAAACAAAAGAUAACAUUAUCUUCGAGCACGCCGCAAAUGGCACAGAAGAGAAAACACAAGUAAUAUAAAUAAUGAUGAAAGGUAAUUUGUGAAUAUGAGUAAAAAUUCUCUCUUAGUUUCUUAGAACACGUAAAUGUCAGAUAUCAUGUAAACAGAACAUUAUUAUUAAAAACCUGGAGAAUUCAACAUAGAGCGAACAGAGCGAGAGAAAAAUCCAUUAAGAAAAAACGCAAUAUAUUUUUAUUUUUAUUUUAUAUUUAAUUUCAUUUAAAUCUCUGUAAAUUAUGGAAAAUUUACGACAAAAAUCAAUAUAAAUAAAUUAUUCUUAAAAAUACAUAAUUGAAAAUAAUAAUUAAACCAU